Owenia fusiformis is the source of this 2671-nucleotide messenger RNA. NCBI's taxonomy places the organism in Eukaryota, Metazoa, Annelida, Polychaeta, Sabellida, Oweniidae. The record is from the annotation of a GenBank genome assembly.
AUGUUGCCAAGUUGCUCUUGGCCCAUUUGAAUGUUAGCUUACUUAGUAGUAGUAAUACUAGGCUUGUGAAGUGCAGGCUUGUAACAGCCACACAGUACACGGAAGCUAGCAAUGGAUUAAAUACUUUACAGUUGACUUAUUGCACAUUGAGCUGAGCCUGCUUUGCUUUAAUUUUGAAAUCCUAACCGAGAGAGAUUAUGCAGCGAUACUACCCUCUUCCACAUAGCCUGUCAGUCUAGGUAUCAGCGUAGUUAACAUCAUUGAAUGGCAAAGCAACUGCAACUAUGCUAAACGGACGGCUGUACGCACGGUUAUCUGCCAUUCCUGGAGAUUUUCGUAAUAUACACACUGACCAUAUAACCCCGAUGGUGAGUCGAAAUAACAAACAGCAACAGGCAUUUCUAGACUUUAUAUCAAACUCGAAUCAAGUCUGAGUGAAUCUGACGUCAAAAUAAAGUUUAAGAUGGAGUCAAAUCUGAGUAAAGAUGGUGAAUCAGAAUUUAAAAAGAAACUCUCAAUUCAAUGUGCAGAUUCUAUUCUAAACGAUGAAGACUCACAUAAACAGGGUGAAAAUUCACCUCAACAAUAUGAAAACUCACUUAAAAGUGAUGAAAAGUCACUUCUAUGUAGGAGAAAUUCACCUCAGUUAAGCAACCAUUCAAGUAAUGAGCACAUGAUGGAUGAUGAUAACAAUGAAAAACACAACACUUGUAAUGAUGAUGGAACUGAUGAUAUGAUUGCGAAUUUAGAACCUCUUGUCCAGGAUAAUGGAAUUACACAAAAUAAGCAGUGGCUCCAGCUAAGCAUCAUUGGCAAUAUUAUCCACAGGUAUUACAACUCUAGCAUUCCUGGUACAGGGCACCAGCAACAAAUGGCUAUUGAUUGGUUGAGCAUGGUUUUUAUGCUGGCCUACGUCAUUCUAGUAUUCCCAGCUGCAUGGUUGUUAAGUCACAAGGGUAUUCGGGUGACAGUUGUUCUUGGGGCGGCCAUCAAUAUGUUAGGAGCCUGGAUCAAAUGUGCCAGUGUUGAUAGGGGACGCUUUUGGACGCUGAUGCUGGCCCAGACAGUGACCUCAACUGCUGGGGCGUUGAUUCUUGGGGUACCCUCCAGGAUCGCUGCUGUAUGGUUCGGUCCGAAUGAAGUGUCUACAGCGACAUCUUUAGGUGUCUUUGGUAGUCAGCUCGGAGAUGCGAGUGGAUUUCUCAUUCCGCCAAUGGUUGUUAAGAAUGAUGAAAACAUCAAUGUAGUUGGGGACUAUCUACGUCACAUGUUCUGGGGCACAGCGGCGGUGACAUCAUUAGUUUUUCUACUUGUCAUUAUAGUUUACCGCGCUUCCCCACCCCAUCCACCUAGUCAGGCAAGGGCACAUGUAGUAGCUUCAGACAACCAAUCUACCCACAUACAAUCCAUAGUGAAGAUGCUAAAACAUCCAGGGUUUGUUCUCCUCAUGAUAGCUUAUGGUAUAAAUACAGGCUGUUACGUUGCCAUAGCAACAUUGCUUAAUCCAAUAAUUAUAGGACAGUUUGAGGGUGAGGAGGUGAAUGCUGGGAGAAUUGGUCUCACUAUAGUCCUGUCUGGACUUAUAGGCUCUAUCGUUGCUGGGGUUUGGUUAGAUAAAACUAAAAUAUACAAGUGGACCACAGUUGGUAUUAACUUUCUCUCUAUGAUUAGUAUGAUCGUAUUUACAGUGGUGCUUCUCUACUCUGGGAGAAUAUGGGCAGUCUUCAUGGCAGCUUUCUUAUUGGGAUUCUUUAUGACUGGCUAUAUACCAGUAGGGUACGAGUUUGCAGUUGAGAUCACUUAUCCAGAACCAGAGGGUACAUCUGCAGGCAUUCUCAACUUUUCAGCACAGAUAUUUGGUGUAUUAUUGACGCUGUUAAUGAGUGCUUUGAUGACAAAAGUGAGCACAUUGGUUGCAUGUUUGACCCUGGCUAGUGCCUUACUGGUUGGAACCAUCCUAACAUUAUUAAUACAAUCAGAGCUGAAGCGACAGAAGGUGGAACAGAUCUACAAAGAUACAGGCGAACUUGAGAAUUUGAAUCUAAACACACAUCACCAUCCCACAAUUCAUGAAUCUCAUGCAUAGAAAUAAUGGGAAUAUCGUACAACGAUGACAAGAACGACAACGAUGACAGUCAUUCAUCAUCGUUUAUGCCUAUAUAACUAAUGGUCUGUUUUCAUCACCUAAGAGAACUAGCAAAGUUCAAGAUUUGGAAAACUGUGUAAUAUUAAAUGAUUAAGAUCUUAGAAAAUCAAAUGCUUUUCCACUUCUCUCAAGUAUUAACAAGGACAUAAACGAUAUUGACAUUUUAUUGACGGGACGUUCAACUGACUCGACUAACAUGUUGGAAUAUAAAUCAUCCUAAUACUCAUAGCAUCUUUCUAUCUCACCAGAAAUGUCCCGGGGCUGGGAAGAAAUGAGAUGUCCUGGUUUAUCAUGAUGAAUAUUAAUAUGAUAUAAUUUACCUUGAUAUUUGAAACUUCUGUCUCCCAUUCCAAACAAAAAAUGAAAAUUAAUUAAUGUUCAAUAAAUCAACCUCAAAAAUUACGGGCUGAUAAAUUAAAAUUAAUAGGUUAAUCUGGUAGCAGACAGUCGAAAGUUUCAUUCUUGAAUACAGACUAAAAAAGUCAGUACGUCAUUCACCUGUGUGUACACUCCCCUCCAUAAGUU